Molecule: messenger RNA, 3906 nt
Organism: Schistocerca cancellata (South American locust)
Lineage: Eukaryota; Metazoa; Arthropoda; Insecta; Orthoptera; Acrididae
Gene: flr
Product: actin-interacting protein 1
Exons: 15
Coding region: 128-1933 (601 amino acids)
Biological process (GO): sarcomere organization; locomotion; actin filament depolymerization
Cellular component (GO): cortical actin cytoskeleton
Molecular function (GO): actin filament binding
Source: RefSeq, a predicted model, not a curated record
UGAAAUUCUACUCGUUGCUAUCAUUCCGCCAAAUAAGGGAAAGGAGGUGGUGUGGAAAGAGGGUGGUUACGAGAAGAGAGAUAGUGAAAUAUAAGUUGCUCUGUGCAAUUCAUGUAAGGAACCUGACAUGUCUUACUCCAACAAAUAUAUUUUUGCAUCCCUUCCGAGAACUCAGAGGGGCCAACCAAUUGUUCUGGGAGGAGAUCCAAAGGGAAAAAAUUUUCUUUACACUAAUGGAAAUAGUGUUAUAAUAAGAAAUAUCGAGAAUCCUGCAAUUUCGGACAUUUAUACUGAACACUCCUGCACUACAAAUGUCGCCAAAUAUUCUCCCAGUGGAUUUUACAUAGCAUCUGGAGAUCAGUCGGGUAAAAUUAGAAUCUGGGACACAGUUAACAAGGAACAUUUACUGAAAAAUGAGUUCCAACCAUUUGGCGGACCCAUUAAAGAUAUUUCAUGGUCUCCUGACAACCAACGCAUUGUUGUUGUUGGAGAAGGAAGGGAAAGGUUUGGCCAUGUUUUCAUGGCUGAAACAGGAACGUCUGUUGGAGAAAUCUCUGGUCAGUCUAAACCCAUAAACUCGUGUGAUUUUCGACCUUCACGACCAUUCAGGAUCAUUACAGGAAGUGAAGACAAUACCAUUGGUGUGUUUGAAGGACCACCAUUCAAAUUCAAAAUGACAAAGCAGGAACACAGUAAAUUUGUUCAGGCAGUUAGGUACUCGCCCAGUGGGAAUCAUUUUGCAUCAGCAGGCUUUGAUGGUAAGGUGUUUCUGUAUGAUGGUGCAUCUGCUGACCUCGUUGGUGAAAUUGGCUCCCCAGCACACAAAGGAGGUGUAUAUGCUGUUGCUUGGAAACCUGAUGGGAAACAACUACUGACAGCAUCUGGAGACAAGACAUGCAAACUGUGGGAUAUAGAAACCAGAACUGUUAUCUCUGAGUUUGUAAUGGGCACCCAAGUUGAAGAUCAACAGGUAUCUUGUUUGUGGCAAGGACAGUACCUUCUGACCGUUUCCCUUAGUGGAUUCAUUACUUAUUUGGAUGUCAACAACCCUGAGAAGCCCAUAAGAGUGAUAAAGGGACACAAUAAGCCUAUUACAGUUCUUGCUUUGAGUCCAGACAAGAAGACUGUUUACACUGGUUCACAUGAUGGUUUUAUUACUAGCUGGGAUUCUAAAACAGGAGAGAAUGACAGAAUUGAAGGAAAGGGACAUGGAAAUCAAAUUAAUGGCAUGAAAGCAGUAGAUAAUUUUCUUUACACCUGUGGAAUUGAUGACAGUAUCAAGCAGGUUGAUAUUGCUACUAAAACAUAUCUUCCAACUGAUGUGAAACUUGGUUCCCAGCCACGUGGUAUGGAUAUCAAAGGAGAGACAAUUGUAGCAGGCACAGUGAAAGAGGUUUGUGUUGUCCAAGGAGGCAGGAAAGUAUUUAGCCUGCCUGUAGAUUACGAGCCAUCAUGUGUUUCAUUAAACAGUGAACAUCCAGAUGUUGCUGUUGGAGGAGCACUGGACCAAAAGGUUCAUAUCUAUGCAAUGACUGGUGCUAAUCUGAGUCCAAAGCUUGAGUUGUCUCAUCUUGGGGCAUUGACAGAUUGUACGUACUCACCUGAUGGCCAAUAUCUUGUUGCUUGUGAUUCUAAUAGAAAGGUCAUCCUGUACAAGUUGCCAGAUUAUCAGUUGGCUCACAAUAAAGAAUGGGGAUUCCACAAUGCCAGAGUCAAUACUGUUGCUUGGUCACCAAAUUCUCUUUUAGUUGCCAGUGGAAGCUUGGAUACAACUAUAAUUGUGUGGAGUGUACAGAACCCUGCAAAGCACACAAUUAUUAAAAAUGCUCACCCACAGAGUCAGAUUACUCGGCUGGUGUGGCUGGACAAUGAGACACUUGUUUCUGUGGGACAAGACUGCAACACUAAAAUUUGGGAAAUAUCUUCUAUUUAGGAUUGUGCACAACGUUGAGAAAACAAGAAGCUGAACCGUGAUUGAAGAAGUUCUCUGUCUUGCUAUAGCAUCUUUACAAAGGCAGGGGUCAUUUCUGUCUUUUAUUAGUGACACAAAGCACUUUGUAAACUUUUAUAUGUUCUGUACUAUGUGCAGCUCUUAAAAAUGAAAAGGUAACAGUUUGGCUAUGAAACUAUGAGAGAUGGGUUGAGCCUGUGUUAAAAUUAAUAUUUUUUUAAGAGAACUUUUGUAUUACUCUAAGUCGCAUUUAUAGCUUAUGCUAUGCAGGUUUUUGAGCAGAAGAUUAUAAAGCUCUCUCACUCAUGUGUCAACCCAUCAAGUUUAUUUUUUGAGGAAUGUGUACAGUGUUUGUAUUCAAACAUACUUAGACCAAACUCAGCAUUCGUUAGAAUAUGGUGAUCAUUGAAUAACUGCUAACUGUCAUGGAAUUCACCUUGUAACAAUCAGCUGUAGAUUUUUCAAAACUCAACAAAAAAGCAAGACAAUUUAGUCCUUGCCUGUCUAAAAUGGAAAUACUUUGAAAGACACGGAACAACAAUUUGUUCCAUGAUAUAUGUCCCUCUUUCCCAUGCCCCCCCUCCCCCCCCCCCUCUCUCUCUCUCUCUCUCUCUCUCUCUCUCUCUCUCUCUCUCUCUCUCACACACACACACACACACACACACACACACACACACACACAUACGGGGGGGGGGGGGGGGAGUUACUUUUAAUUUUUUUACAGAUUCUUUUGUAACUGUAAAUGGUAAGGAUUUGUUUGUUUAUUAAAACUGAUAUGAAACUUCACACACAAUUUGGGAAGGUUGUGCACUCAUUAGAAUUGCUUUCUGGAUAAAAUAUUCACAGUUGAAUGGUUGUAGUGUUUGGUAUGGACAGCAGUCACUUUCACAAAGCUGCUGACUAGUUAUGUCAGUGGCAAAUGUUAGUCACAUAAUAGUGCCACAUGUCUUAAUUGGACAACCAGAACAGGCCCUAACAAACUAUAUUUGUGUAGUUUUAAAAUGUUUGUAUAUUGAUGUGAUAUAAAUUAGCAUAUCACUGCCAGAAACUCUCAAAUUCAUAUUCAAUGUACAUGGAGUCAGGCAGUGCAUUUACGUUGUCUGUACACCAAAAAUAAUUUUCAGGCAUUUCAUGAGUAAUGAAAUAUCUCACGUUACCUGUAUUAAUAUGUGAACUUGUGGUAGCUCUGGUUCCUGAACAUAUAUUGUGAAAAAUGCACUGACUGGAAAUUACAUACCAAAGAAGUUGUAGCUUUGUUUUGAUGAAAAUUUGGGUGCAGUUAAUGUCCUAUGAAAGUCAGGAACAUAGGUAUACUUUGUUAUUCUGUUUUUAUUUCGGUAUUCAGGUUGUGUAGUUUCCUCUGUUUGAAGAAUAAUCAUUAGCAGUGUCGUUUUACAUUAUGAGUUUCAUAUAUAAUUUAUUGCCUAGUGCUUUUGUGGUCGCUACAUUACUUCACCAUUUUAUAAAAACUGUAACCUACAAAUUAGAAAUUUCCAUAUCAUGUGUGGCUUUUGUAAAAUGAAGGUUACUGUUGGAACAGUAUUUUAUUCAGUAAAGAAAUCAUUGAGAGAUAUAUUUACAAUAGAACGUUUUUUGGGUAUUAUCAGUUUUUUAAUGAUUUUAUUUACUUUUUAGUGUUCAAAAAUUAGAUUAAUCUAUGGACAAUGCAUUUAAUUAAACUAUAAGUAUUGCAUUUGAUGUUCCUUAAUUAUAUUUAUUUGUUCAAGGAAUGUUGUUAUGGCUGUGUACAGUAAAAUGUUUUGAUUUGAAGCUUUCAUAUAAAAAGAAAAUCUGUUCAAUUAAAAUUUUAUAAACACCAUAUUGAUGUCUUCUUGUGUGAUUUUCUUUAGGUAAAUAUCAUACCACAUUAUGGCAUUCUUAUUAUAAAAUGAGGAGAAAGUUUGUGUAUCUUUCAAAAUCAAUAAACUGGUCAGACCGUGUUUUCCACAAUAAAA